Messenger RNA from Pneumocystis carinii B80, 2400 nucleotides. RefSeq lists its product as hypothetical. Gene Ontology annotation, cellular component: small-subunit processome; nucleolus. Gene Ontology annotation, biological process: rRNA processing. The coding region runs from base 1 to 2400 and encodes 799 amino acids. NCBI's taxonomy places the organism in Eukaryota, Fungi, Ascomycota, Pneumocystomycetes, Pneumocystales, Pneumocystaceae. The record is from RefSeq and is a predicted model, not a curated record. The transcript has 9 exons.
AUGCAUGAUUUAAUAAGCGAUAGUAAUAGCAUAUCGUUUUUAAAUGUUACUAAUUUUGAGGUAUCAGAAAGAAAAGAUCAAGAUAUCAAUAGAAACUAUGAACUUAGUAAAAAAAAUUCUUAUCUUUUUUCUAAAUUUGAAACUAGACGUUUUAAAAGAAUAAAAAAUGUAGAAAAUAUUAAGUUUAGAAAAAAGAAGUUUUCAAAUUUGAAUUUUGAUAAAAACAUAUAUAACAUGUCACCUGAUAUAUGUCAGGACUCGGAAUCAUUAUUAUCAGAUGCAGAAAUUGGGAUUAUUGAAAAUGAAAACACAUGUUAUAUUUCUGAAAUAUUUAAUAAUGAACAAGCAUCAUUUAAUAAUAAUGGCUGUUAUGGCAAUCUCAUAAAUGAAGAUUUAGAACCUAACUGUCUUGAAGAAUUUAUUGAAACAUUAGAAAGAAAACAGAAACAUAAUAGUUUUCUAAAGAUUAAUGAAUUUCCAGAAAAAUCAUCUUGUGAAACUCUAAGUAAUCAGGAGAAAAACAAUGAAAGCAAUUAUUUCGAUGUUUCUAAAAAAUUGAGUUUUUCGGAAAUGAUUGCACCUUUAAAUGCCAAUAUUACAGCUAGCUCUUAUUUGAGGUCUUUUUCUCAAAGCGAUAUUUCUAAAUUUUCUGAUAAUUCUUUAAAUGCACCACUUGCUAAGCCAAUCCAAGAUCUUUUUGAUAGACAAGCAGCAUAUGAUAUUGUUAAAAAGGAUUUAAAAAAAUGGGAGGAUGUUGUAAAAAUUAAUAGGAAAUCUGAAUUUCUGAAAUUCCCUAUUGAUUCUUUAGAAAAACCAAAAUUAACAAAUAAUUCAUUAUUUGCGAAAUUUCAAGUGUCUACACAUUUUGAAAGAAGUAUUGAUGAUGUUCUUCAGUCUUCGGGUUUAAAAGAUGAAAGAUCUGCUCUUGAAUUUGAAGAAUUAUUUCUUAAUAAACUUCCGGUAGAAGAAGUUGCUGUGCGUCGUGCUGAACUUAGAUUAAUUCGCGACUUAAUGUUUAGACAUGAACGCAAAGCUAAACGAAUUUCAAAAAUUAAAAGUAAAUUAUAUCGAAAAAUACAUAGACAUGAAAAAAAAAAAAAAUCUUUAGCUUUAAGUAAAAUCGAUUAUGAUGGAUUACCUUUUCAAAACGAAAUAAAUAAAACUAAGAAAGGAAUUGAUCUUUAUGGUUUUGAUAGUAAUAAAUUGGAUAAACAGCAGCUAAAUAAUAAUUGUUCUGUUAUUGGUAAUAAACAAUUUAUAGUAAAACAAUUACAACAUGAUAAACGACUUCAAAAAAGAAUUCGAGGUAUAUGUUCUUCUGAUUCUGAUGAAGGUUUAGACAAUGAUAAUAAAAGUCCUGAUAUUAGCAAUAAGGAUUUAUUGACGAAUUUAAUGAAGUUUAGAAAUGAAAACAUUAAAUUAAAAAGUUCAAUGGGUAUGCAGCAAUUUAUGAAUUCUGAGAAAGAUAAAAAAAUAAAAGACGAGGGAACUAUAAAUGAAGUAUUAAAUAUUAAAAAAGACUCUGAAGUGUUAUGUUCAGAAUAUAAUAGUAAUAAAGUAUAUGAAGAUUUUUCAAAUUCUAUUGGACGGAGAAUAUUUAACCCAUCUUUUAAUAAAGAUUAUGUUUCUAAUAUUAAUGAUCAAAAGUCUGUUGAGACUUUUAAUAUUGACAAGUCUUGGGAUUUUAUAAGCAAGAAUUCAUCAGGUUCUUCAAGUGCUUCAAAGAUUUUAGAUACAUGUUUUAAAAACUAUAAUCCAUGGUUGGUUGCAACUGAUGAACUUUCACCUGAAUUUUAUGGAUUAGGAUUCAAAUUUGAUUCCGAAAAUUUUAAGGAAACUAAUGAAACAGAAUUGUGUAUAGAUAUUUCUCAAGGAUUAUUGUUUCCAACUAGUGAAAUAGAAGGAAAAAAUUAUAGAAAUGAUACUGAAGAACAUUUAAACAUGAUAUAUAAUGGCUCAAGAUUUGCUUUGAAACAAAAAGAUUUGGUUGCUCGAGCUUUUUCAGGUGAUAAUGUUGUAGAAAAAUUUCAAGAAAAAUUUAAAAAUGUCGAAGAAUAUGAGCCUUAUAAAAAGAAUGAUAUAAUGCCUGGAUGGGGGAGUUGGUGUGGUUUCGGAAUAAAACAUGUUCCAAAAAAAAAUAAGGUUUCUGAUAUAUCAAAAAAGGAUAGAAAAGAUUUGGAGUUAAAAAAUGUAAUCAUAAGUGAUAAAAAUAUUAAGAAAAGCAAGAAAUUAUUGGUAUCUUCAGUUCCAUAUCCAUAUAAGACUAAAGAACAAUAUGAAAAAUCCUUAAUGUUGCCUCUUGGUUUAGAAUGGACAACAAGAAGACAGUAUCAGAAACUUAUUACUCCACGUAUUAUAAUAAAACAAGGUUCAGUUAUUGAGCCCUUAAAAAUAUCUUAA